AUGCUUGGUGGAAUUUUUGCUGUACAUCUUGGAGCUAUUCCACCAGAUCUGUCAUUCACAUCAAAACCUGAGCAGUGGAAAUGUGAGGGUUUUGAUUUGUCUGUGUUUCAAAGGCUACAGACAAUGGUCUUUGCAAUAGAAGAAAUAAAUAAAGAUGACAUUCUCCUGCCAAAUAUAACACUGGGUUACAGAUUAUAUGACAACUGCAUGAAUUUGCAAGUGGCUAUGAGAGCUGCCUCUACUCUGAUCGGUGGAGUUGAUGACAUUACAGAUUAUCAUUGUGAAGGACUCCCUUCUGUCAUUGCCAUUGUUGGUGAUCCCUUGUCAUCACACUCUAUUGCAAUAUCACGGACAGUGAGCGCGUUUGGAUUGCCUUUGGUCAGCUACUGUGCUACAUGUUCCUGUUUGAGCAAUAAAAUGGAGUUCCCAACAUUUUUUAGGACAGUUCCGAGUGAUGCUUUUCAGGUUAAAGUAAUUGUGGAAAUUAUUAAACAUUACGGAUGGACAUGGGUGGGUGUUGUAGCCACUGAUGAUGAUUAUGGACUCAAUGCUGUGUGGAACCUUAAUGAGGAAAUCAGUAAAUUUGGCUGCAUUUCAUACACAGAAACUCUUGAAAUUGAUGAGAAGGCACGAAUUCCACCAAUAGUUAGAACUAUUAAACAUUCAUCUGCUAAAGUGGUUAUUGCAUUUCUACCUGUCGAUGAUAUGGCAGCUUUGGUAAAAGCUGUGGUUUAUGAAAAUCUCACUGAUUUACAGUGGAUUGCAAGUGAAUCAUGGAGUAUUUCUUCAUUGGCCAGCAAAGAAAAUUUCAAUUCUUUCGGUGGAACAAUAGGUAUAGCUACAAAAAGAGGGCAAAUUCCAGGACUGGAAGAUUUUCUUUUAGAAAUUAAAACAGACUAUAAUUCAAAUAAUAACUUGUAUAAUUUGUUCUGGGAAACAAUGUUUGAGUGCAAAUUCUAUCAAAAUUCACCUUAUCUACCAAAUGUCAAACCAUGCACAGGAUUGGAGGAUAUUAAGGGCAAGAGGUCUGAGUAUACUGAUGUGUCACAAUUAAGGAUAGCUUAUAAUGUCUAUCAAGCUGUAUAUGCCUUGGCCCAUGCCUUAAAUGAUUUGCUUUUUUGUCAAAAUAAAACCAGAUUUGAAGAUAAAUGCAUGAAUAUAAGAGAUAUUCAGCCACACCAGGUAAGGAAAAUUCACUGA
This is a messenger RNA of Erpetoichthys calabaricus (reedfish), 1200 nucleotides long. RefSeq names its product extracellular calcium-sensing receptor-like. Gene Ontology annotation, biological process: G protein-coupled receptor signaling pathway. The record is from RefSeq and is a predicted model, not a curated record. The transcript has 3 exons. NCBI's taxonomy places the organism in Eukaryota, Metazoa, Chordata, Cladistia, Polypteriformes, Polypteridae. Gene Ontology annotation, cellular component: membrane. Gene Ontology annotation, molecular function: G protein-coupled receptor activity. Bases 1 to 1200 code for a protein of 399 amino acids.